AUGACAGAUAUAUCGCCGAGCAUACAGCCGUACACUGCUCAACGUGUAACGUUCAACAGCGCACGACCUUUCGACGACGUCGUGGCAACAUUGCACAAGCUUCUCGGUUCAUCGAAACCAAUCGAUUACAAGUCACUCGCCUCUCAGGCCACUGACAUACAAUCGUUUGAGAAAAUCUUUAACUCCGUCAUUGGUCCAAGUGGGUUCAUAUUAUUUCUGGAAGUGGAUCACGGUGCUUGGUUCAGUCUAUUUGACAAAAGCACGCGUAAGAGUCGUAUGUUUGUACUGGGAAAUCCGUUGAUUGCAAGAACGAUGCUUGAACAUAAUCUAACAGCAGGAUUACACGUACCAGUGCGUUUGCUUGUGCUGGAGCAGGAUCCACACAUCACAACCAUUUCGUAUGAUUUGCCCUCAUCGUUGAUUGCUAUUGGUGGUGAUAAUCCGGCGUUGCUCAAUGCGGCAAAAGGGCUAGAUGAUAAGUUGGAAAAGUUGGCGAGUCAAGUAGCAAAUGGAAAAUGA
Molecule: messenger RNA, 519 nt
Organism: Didymodactylos carnosus
Lineage: Eukaryota; Metazoa; Rotifera; Eurotatoria; Philodinida; Philodinidae
Source: the annotation of a GenBank genome assembly